CCUCGUUCUGCAGUGCUCCAGCGGCGUGUGUUGGCGCAGGCACAUCGCGAUGACCGUUUCCAACGUGAUCCACGAAGCCGCGAAUCCGACCACAGUGUUUACAGUUUGGUGCAUAGCCGCAACCACUGGCCUUCUUCCCGUUACCACCUGUUCCGCGUCGGUAUUACUACAAAAUCGUCACCUGUAGCAACGGCGACUCCGUGAACGUGCGCGUUCAGCAAUGGUGAACUUUGCCAGGGCGCUCGUUACCAAGGUGUGGAAGUUGGUGCUGGGAUUUUUCGGCGUCCUUCGCCGUGCAAUGUGCUGCUUCCGAAAGCGCCGCAGGGCAUCUGACGUCGGCCUACCAGUCUACCUGACGGCUCACGGGACCGAGCCAUGCACCAUACAGCAGCUGACGGACGAUCUCCAAAGUUGGGACUCGUGGAACGAAGAAAAUGGGCCGGUGUCAGUGCAAGUAGACUCUUCGGGGAACCAGGGUUCCCAGAGGCACGCUUCGGCUGCCAAUGGCCCCGCGAGUGGACGGCCGUCAGGCCCCGGCAGUCGUGGUUCCGGGGACCAGAGGCGGGACUCGCAGAGCGAUGACGACUUGGACUUCUUCAAGGACAUGGCGCCCACAAACAUCCGGCAGAAGAAGUACAUACCUCGUGCCAAGGACAGUCUCGGUGCGACACUUGGUGCCGGUUUCUCUAGUCGCCUCAAGUUUGAUGCAAAGGCUGUGCUGCCGUACCAGGGUGCAGAACUGGGUGUGCUCGAGGACCACGACGACGCUGUGGAGGCCAGCUGGGAGGACCAGGCAGAGCUGGAGGUGGACUCUGCGAUCCGUGAGAAGCGCCAAGCUGAAAGGGAGCGCCGCAUCGCGGAGCACCAGCGGAGGAAACGUGAGAAGGAGCAGCUGCGUACUGGUACUGGCAACGUCGCACCAACAGCUAGUGUCAGUGGGUCGCAUUCCUCGCCGCUCAGCCCUACGAGAAAGGUCUUUUAAGGCGCUGUCAUUGCCGCUGUUCUCAUGUGCCAUGGACACGCUCGGAGACCAGGAAUGAGCUCCUGCCUUUUGUUGGCUUUAUAAUCGGCGGUGCCAAGCUGCAAGCGAGGAUGUGGUUGCUUCUUUAACAGUAUGCAGCGCAACUCCUUGUCGUGCGCGUGCAAUGCCAACACCAACUGCCCAGUGACAUGUGUGUCUGUGACCAAGUGACCGAUGACGAGUGGUAUCGAAUGCCAGGAACCUGAAGGAAUGAUCUUUUGUUAUUUUCAUACAUGUGGCUUUCAAGCUCACGGAAAGUACAUCCUCUACUGUGCAUCAGUUCAAUUGUUCAAGCCUGUGCGCAACGCACAACAGUCAUCCAAGAAACAUUCACUGCAGUGUAUGGGACGCAGUGCUGACCUCGUUUUUUGCUCUGAGAACAUGUUACUUGACGUUUUCUUUUUUUCCAAUUUUUACGCCAGUUAGUUGGAGUGUUAGAGAUUUAUAGGUAGAGUGCUUGUUUUGUAGUACAUAGAUGACUCAUUGCGAGUGUUGAUGUGUGGCGCUUGGUUGAUGAGGGAAUCGGCAUUUUGAGCAAGCGAGAAAGUUGAUGACAAACUUUGGAUAUGGACACUUUUUGUUUGCCAUUUGCUCUUGUUGUAAGUGGCGUUUCUACAAGUAGCAGAGUCCACAGUACUUUCGUUCAGGCCAGCCGAACUGUGCAGCAUGUUGGUAUAUAUUGUUCCUCCAGUGUUGCCGCAUCUGCAAGUGGGAACGACCAGAUUGGGAGCACUUUGUGAUAGAAUGUGUCACAGGCGUGACUGCGUGAAUGUGUCUCGUGUAGCUGUGAGGGUGUGCCGCGGAUGUCAAUGCGUGAACGCAUUGCUGUGCAAAUGCAUUAUACAUGCAACUGUGUGCAUGAGUCGCAUGUGACACACUCCCAUACAGCGUGACGACAAGAAUGUGUCAUAGAUGAAAGACUGACGUGACUCAACGUUUACCAGUUGCUCGGUAAUUGUGCAGUAGUGUGCGUUGGGCAUUUGCUGAAGGAGUCAAAAGCAAGGGUGAAUCAGCGAAUCGUCCUAGAGUAACUACAAAUUUCUGUUACUGAAAUAAAUAAAAACAAUUGUAGUCUGCUGAAUGUCGGCAGGCUUCUGCUUCUCUACGUCGCUUCUACACAAUCUCGGUUGCUUGCAACUGCAGUUCAUGGCAGUGGGAUGUUUGUAAUGCAUAGUCUAAUUGCUAAGGUAGUGCCACAUCGGUUCAUAUCCCUUCACAUGCCUCGUGCACCUUAUCACCCUCGUAUAGUGGCUAAGUGGCUGGUCCCAGAUGUGGAAAUGCGUGAUGGAUUGUUUCCAUGAUCGAAACGAGAUGCUAGGGAACCACACGAUAUGUUCUCAUGCAUAUGUGCACACACGUCUUUCCUGCUUGAGCUCAUGCACUUCAGCUAGCUCUUAUACAAAAGUCUCUGGACAUUCGUUGAAGAGAAGUACCUACUCAUGCACCCGCCCAUCACAGAGCACUGGAUUGCAUUUUCUGUUUGUAAAACUGAGACUGCGUGUAAGGAUUGGUAAGGUAUGCAGGAUUUGAAUUAUCAGAUUUUACUAGUGCGCAUGUAUUUUUAUUUGGCUGCCGUCUAAUGUGUUGUUGCAUAAUGGCGUGAAUAGGUGCAUGACACGUGCUGACCGUGACACAAAUGAGUGCAAGCCAAAGCCCAUGGAAGGAACACCAGUCCUCAACUAGAUAUGCAUGUGUUCAUGACUGGACUUAAUGUGUUGUUUGGAAAGGUGAAGACCGUGGCAUACCCUUUAUCCUUGAUUGUGGGGUAUCAUCUUUCCGCUGCUCAAUUACAAGUCGCCGUCUGUGCAUGUUAAUCUCUUUAGUCUUUUACAUUAAACAUGCCCUCAUUGUAUACUUGGCUUAUGAAAAUGCCAGCUGGGCCUUGUCGCACAGAGCACUAUUGUCAGCUUGGUGGUGAAGUAUUUGCUGUGAACAGUCAGGUGCUCAAAGUCUAAUUUUCUGUUGUAGAAAGCUAGGGCUUCAUAGCAUUCAGUCGAACAUCUUUGGGGAAUAGCAUACCUGGAAAGUUAUGCUCAUUGAUUGCACUUGAUUCCGUGCUUUAUUGUUUGGCUGUUUUCUUCUCAUAUCGAAUUGGGCAGUCUUGCCCAGAUUCGCACUGUAUUACUGUGUCCAAUUCUAUCUAGCACCAGUGCUUUUUGUGCUACCAGCUCAUUAGCUCGUUGGCCUGAGAUCUAAGCAGUUAAACAUGGCAGUUGCAUUGCAAUUGCAGUAUGAAAAUUGCACUGUCAUGGACAAGUAUAACGCAGACAAGAGAAAAAUUUUUAUCUGAAACAGUUCUAGGAGGCAGUGUCAACUUGAGAGCUCAAUAUAAUAUCGCUGUGCACUAGUCACUAAUGAUGCUGUAGGGCUCCGUCGAAUCUACUGCAAGCUGGAACUGCGGUCGUAACCGUGCAGAUUGGUAAAAAUCAUAACAAACGAAUGCAUUCUGAUUUUUCCGACCUUGCGUGUGUUUUAUUAGUUUGCAAUAGUACAGAAGUGGCUCCCUCUAGCGGUUGAUAGCCUCCACAAGCAGUUGUUUAUUAUUAGUUUGUUUUUUGUCAUAUUUUCCUCCAUUCACUGUUGGGGAGUGAAGCGAAUGUCAUCAGGACCUCGGCGAACAUGGCCUUUAUCGUUUCGUCAGCGAAGGUUAUUGACAUGCACACUCCCGCUCCACGUGACGGUUCAGUCUCUCACAUCUCAUUCUUUCUGCUAUUCUUUCACAUUGUUGACUCUCUUCCCAGUUGCACUGAGCCAUGCUCUCCUACACACUGCAAAAAAUCUAAUGUUCUUCUUUUUUUUUCACCCAGAAAGUGUUGCAAUUCGCUUGCUUGGUAAAAAUGCAAACUAUGCACAGCUCAUUUGGCUGCAGUACACUUCGCGCUUUACUGAUGCCCAAACUUUAUAUCCAUCUUUCAAGUAUAAACAUGUGUAAUUAAGAUGUUUUGGCAUGUGUUCAUCAAGCCUUACAUAAUACUGCUGUUAUAAUGUAAUAUCACCUAGUCACAAUGAAUUUGUUAAGAAUAAUUACACAUCUGUAAGAAAUAAAGUUAUGCACGAUUUCAGAAGCUCUUGUAUUAAUGAUAAAAUAUCGGAGCAAGUUUAUAUGUAGUGUUUUUUUUAGUGGUUUGUGAUGGUGCAUUUAGCGAAAGUUCGUGUACAUGCUUUCUGCGUUCUGUAGCAGUUAAUUUCUGAUUGCUGUUUUGUGUGGAAACAUACUUUAUGACAUGGUAAAAAUUUGGCCGAUAGUUGUAGUGUGCGCACGUGCCACUUGAAGAUGAAACAUGUCCACUAAGCGAAAGGCAUGGGCCACAUAACUGAGUUUUCUACGCCUGGUGUCUCUCAAGUUCAAUGUUAUGUUUUACUUGAGUACUGUACAACCCCAAGAAAAUGCUUCAAUUUUUCCAAGAUUAUUUUAUGAUACACUCAGGUCAGCUGCUUUCACGCUAGAAUCUCUCUCCAUGCCCGUGAGCUGUUAACUGCAGUAACAUUUACUCAUUAAGCCCUGCCUUGCUAUUGAGGCAGGGCCUCACGACCUCACAAGAGUGGUUUUUAUUGAAAACAUGAUCUCUUUUGCCAUACUGAUAAUAUAAAUUACACCCAUCAGAUUCUAAAUUUCUAGCGUGUAGGUGUCGUUUUGUAGGGACAUAUCGAUAAUUUGUCAAGAUAUUUGUACAACUAAUUGUAUGUUUGAAAGUAUGUAAAUUAUAGUGACAUAGUUCCAGCAAUCGAGCAAGCCAUGUUGGGGCGCUGCAAAUGGCAGUAAAUGGCCUUUCGAUGAGAUACAUUUAAUUGUUAUCGGAUACAACACUUGUGAGUUCAGUUAGACUUUCCCCAAUUUUUAAAUGUUUAUUCUAGAACUCUAGCUGGCAAACUUGGUGGAGUGCCAUUAAUGCCAAUAUUGUUGACAAAAAGGACACAAACAUGGAAUUGAAACGAGCAUCCUUGCCAGUCAAUGCCCCAAGAAUAAUGUAUCACCACAAUUCCUUCAGUUCAAGUCCAUUGCAGUCUCAUCACUUGCUGUGUCAACAACCCACGCCUUAUGGUGAUUUUCAAGGCAGCAUGCUGUCUUAAAACUGAUGAAAACUUUAUCGUUUGUAUAGAAUGUGAAUUGAGAAGGCAAUGCACAGCAUGAUUUUCUGUGCAAUUUGACAUACGACUAAUCGUUAUCAGCCAUGUCCACCAAAAUUCUACUGUAACACAUUCAGUACCUUCAGUUGUACCCCUCAUCGUUUUGUUCUCACGUGAAUGAGCUUUUUAGACGCAACAUUCAGAAGUUUUCUAUAGUUAUUCCCCUGCUGGAAUGAUUUGAAAGCUUGUCAGACUUUCUUGUCGGUAUGAGCGAUCUUGCGUUAGUUCUGUAUGCAUUAUCAUACUGUGUCCCGGUGCUUUUUUCUCAUGUUAUUCGGGCUCUGAUACUCCUGCUUUGUUGGAUGCACCAUGUUUAUUUGCAGAGUUUGCUCGUGAGUGCGUGUACAUACUGGCUUUCUUCGCCGAAUGUGAACGUCAUUCACAUAACAAUGAAUACUGUUGGAAGAAAGGUCGUGAUGUCACAUGCUUCUUGGCACCUUCCUCAUGCAACUUUUCAAGGCCGACACGCACAUUCUUGCACGAAAGCCCAAAGCACCCACACUUUCCUGCAAAUCUACUGAAGUGACCAUGUUUUACACAACAUUAUGAAGCAUUAGUUUAAGUCGUCACUAGGUGAUGUUAAAAAGCCCAAAUUCGGCAAUCAUUUGCUAGACAAAGCCAAAAUCUCACUCCAGAAAGCCAAUGUUUGUGGUACAGUCGAUGUGCAUGCGUCUCAUAAGAAUUCAGCUUGCCCAUUGAGCAGGCUCCUGUGCUUGAAAAUUGUACGUUUUAAAUUUCUGAUGUGCUGCAGUGGUUCUGGAGUGUGUAAGAGAGAGAGAGGGGUAAAAUCUGCUUUUAUUCCUCCACCAACCAAGGGUCGGGUGCAACUUGCCUCCGCCUGGCAGACUUUUGAGUUUCCUUGUCUCUCUGUAGCUUCACUGGGAAGCUUGAUCACACAGUGUCAGAAAAACGCUGCUGUUGGAAAUUAUUCACUUCUCCUGACGCAUUGUUUCGAGUGCCGUACAUCUGAAAAUGAGCGCUACUGGAGCACUUGAAAAUCUGAGUGUUGUUUUAACAAACUUGCUGCCUCUGUGCUGAGGUAUAAGAUAACUUUCGUCUCCUCAUUGUUGCUAUUGAUUGGGAUGCUUAGAAAGAGUGAAAUGAAUGUGGGGCAGUGUUUUGCUUAUAGAGGUGAAAUUAUUGUUAUGUAUAAUAAAACAUUUUCCAAAUUAUUCAAA
Rhipicephalus microplus (southern cattle tick) is the source of this 6327-nucleotide messenger RNA. RefSeq lists its product as uncharacterized. Lineage: Eukaryota; Metazoa; Arthropoda; Arachnida; Ixodida; Ixodidae. Gene Ontology annotation, cellular component: secretory granule. The record is from RefSeq and is a predicted model, not a curated record.